Molecule: messenger RNA, 2121 nt
Organism: Trichoderma aggressivum f. europaeum
Lineage: Eukaryota; Fungi; Ascomycota; Sordariomycetes; Hypocreales; Hypocreaceae
Exons: 5
Coding region: 1-2121 (706 amino acids)
Biological process (GO): cleavage in ITS2 between 5.8S rRNA and LSU-rRNA of tricistronic rRNA transcript (SSU-rRNA, 5.8S rRNA, LSU-rRNA)
Cellular component (GO): nucleus
Molecular function (GO): polynucleotide 5'-hydroxyl-kinase activity
Source: RefSeq, a predicted model, not a curated record
AUGUCUUCUAACAAGCGUCGUAAACUCGACACCCAGACUGCCUCUUCAUCAGCAUUAAGUGCAUUAAGUGCACUUGCAGCUCGCCGGCGCUUGGUCGCCAACGUUCCAGCCAAAGAGCCCAGUUCAUCUCCGGAGCCUGAAGAAUCAGCUUCAGCCAGAACCAACUCCUUCAGUGUUCUACAAACGUUGAAGCGUCAAAAUGAACCUCCCAAGUCUCCCAAGAAGAAUGGGUCAAGAGGGCCACUCAGUCGUGGCGACUCCAGAGCUUCUAUCUCGCAAGGUGCAAAGGGCACUAUUGCGUUAAAGCUCAGAGACAGCGAGCGAUUCAUUGUCAUUGGCAGCUUUGGGAUCAAAGUCAUUGCUGGCGAGGCGACUGUGUUUGGAGCCACUCUCCAGCCAUCAGGUCCUAUACACUGGAUUCACGCCCCCCACUGUCAUGCAAUUCCAGUUAUCAGAACAUCCGAGAGGGUCAGCUUGGAGCUUUACCAUGACCCAAAUUCCGACGGGUUGCGACGGUUAAGCCGUUUGUCCCCCCUUUUCAGAGGCAUAUGGGGAGAGUCAAAGGAUGACUCUACGGAUAACAGCCUUGGAAAGGGACGAACGUUCCAGAUUGUAUGCAGUUCUGAUGAUGCUCCUAAGAAGUGCGUCAUACAAGAACUCUCAUCUCCUCCAGCAUGGAACAAGAAGCUGGCCGAUCUCGUUUCCGUAGCCAAGGGUGGCCCUUUCACAACGCUUGUAUGCGGCCCCAAGUCUGCGGGAAAGUCAACCUUUUCCAAGAUGCUCGUAAACCGCUUCUUGACGAGUGAGGCAACACGAACGGGGACUCAUGGCAUCGCUGUUCUCGACUUGGAUCCUGGCCAGCCCGAGUAUGCACCUUGCGGGACGAUCUCGCUCGUUCACAUCACCCGGCCCAACCUAAGCGCAGCCUUUACGCAUCCAAAUAUAGACGACGAAUCCUACAGAGUCAUCAGAUGUCAUGCGUUGGCGUCCAUGACACCAGCAGCCGCCCCAGAGCACUACUUGGAAUGCGUGCUAGAUCUUCUUGACUACUAUCGAAGACUGGUGCGCAAUUGUCAUCUUCUCAUCAACACUCCAGGUUGGGUUCUGGGCACUGGACAGGAUCUACUAGUGGAAAUCAUCUCUCGAGUGAACCCUCCAGAAGUGAUUUACAUGUCUGAAGACGGCCCUGCAGAUGUCGUUGACGUUUUACGCGGCGCAACCAAGAGAACCUUUACUACCCUUCCCUCGCAGCCAUCCGAGUUUGCGUCCCGUACCGCCGCUCACUUGAGGGCCAUGCAAGCCAUGUCAUAUUUCCACUUGCAAGACCACAAACAGCUGAGCCCAGGACUGAGGCCGAGCUGGAACCCAUCUCCACUGUCGUCCGUCCCUCCGUUGCAGGUUCGGUACUCUGGCAAUCAGCGGGGAAUUCUCGGUAUUCUACUCUAUGACUACCAGUCUCCAUCGGAGCUGCUCUCACAAGCAAUCAAUGGAAUGAUCCUUGCGGCGGUAGAUGUGGAGGAUCCCAAAGCAUUUCGCAAUCUAGCUUCCACUGCCCAGUUGUCAGAGGAUCGUGGCGAUGAGGACGGGUAUUCCUCAUUAGAAGACUUCAUUUCGAGGACUCCGGAAGGACUGCCGUAUAUUCCAAAUGCCAGCGACAUCACUCUUGACCCUCGCUUCUCUCGCACCAUCGGCCUCGUUCUCAUCCGCGGUAUCGACACCACUACCCAAACACUUGAGAUUCUUACUCCCAUCCCGCUACAAACAAUAGAGCAAAUACGGUCUCAGGGUCGACAGAUUGUGCUCGUUCAUGGGAAAUUCGAUGCGCCGACAUGGGCAUACACGGAAGACUUGUACGAGCGGUCCCAGCAGGACGAUGUCAACGCAGACAAGCCCCUCGAAAUAGCGAAUGAAGACCUAAACGAGGACGAGGAUGAGGAUGAAGCCGAAGAGGUGGAUGAAGAGGAAGUCUCAGCAGAAUCCGAGGCCCCUUCGGACCCAAGUGCCGGCUCUUCCACCGCCCUUCCGUGGGUCGAGGUGCUUCGCGGCAGCCAAAAGCGGCCAGUCGGCUCGCGUGUGUGGAGAGUGCGGAGAGACCUGGGCCGCAACAUCGGCGGUGACUGA